CUGCACCAUCAACGUUCACUGCUCACGCGAGACAUCUGCAACCAUGACGGGCAUUGUUGAGCAGCAGAUCCACCGUGAUCCUGCUCUGUUCUACUGGAUCUUGCUGCCAAUCACCAUAGUCAUGGUCCUUACUGGUAUCCUGCGCCACUACCUAUCGACCUUGCUACAAUCCAGCCCCAAACCACAGCCCCUCGCCAAGACACGACAACAGCGCUCUCUGCUCCGCAUGCAGAACCUUCGAGUCAAUAAUACGCAGAUCUCCCGUGCAGCAUUUGAGAAGCGCAAGGAGUUCUAUCAUGAAGCGGUCAAGGACGGCAGAUUUUUGGCAGAUCCUGAGAACAGAGGGAAACCUCCGGCCAAUCCGUUGACAGAUCCGGGAGCUAUGGACGGCAUGAUGGGCGCCAUGAAGGGUAAUGUAGCCAUGAUGGUUCCACAAUCCUUGAUCAUGGGCUGGAUCAACGCCUUCUUUAGCGGCUAUGUUAUCAUGAAAUUGCCCUUCCCACUUACUCCGCAAUUCAAGCAGAUGUUGCAAGCCGGUGUCGGUACCAGAGAUCUAGAUGUCAGAUGGGUGAGCAGUCUGAGUUGGUACUUCCUGACUCUAUUCGGAUUGCAGCCAGUAUACAACUUUAUACUGGGCAGCAACAAUGCUGCCUCACAAAUCGCUCAACAGAUGGCCCAGUCACAAAUGGGCCAGAACCCCAUGGGUGGACAAGAAGACCCAGACAAGCUGUUCAAGGCUGAAAUUGAGAACCUAGAAGUUAUCGAGCACAAAUACAUACUUGAUGGCGUGGAGGAAAGGCUGUUAGCUAAGCUAAACGCCACCAUAUGAGGCUUCAAACAGCUCGACAUCGCAAUCCCACAACGCCAUUCGGACUGCGGAUCUUUCCAAACAGGCGACUAUCGACGGCUUACCUGCAGCCGGGUUU
Cercospora beticola is the source of this 926-nucleotide messenger RNA. It is a transcript of the gene EMC3, whose product is annotated as ER membrane complex subunit EMC3. Lineage: Eukaryota; Fungi; Ascomycota; Dothideomycetes; Mycosphaerellales; Mycosphaerellaceae. Gene Ontology annotation, cellular component: membrane; EMC complex. The record is from RefSeq and is a predicted model, not a curated record. Gene Ontology annotation, biological process: protein folding in endoplasmic reticulum.